UACUGAAAACAAAGCACGUGUAAGGUUUUCUCACUCGGACAUCUGUACUACUGAAUCAUCUGGAUACAACAAAAGUCAAAUAUAAAAAAAGAAGAACUUACAGAGGUAAUUUACAGAUUUCUGUACUCUGACGUGUUCCGUAUAGCAUAUACACACAAGGUGGCGAAAUAAUGUCAGAAGUAUUGGUUGCAUUUAUUUGUGCAUGUGAUUUUGUUGUAUAAUUUCUGGAGGAAAAAGUCAAAGCUUCUUCACAAGAGUAACAGCAUAAAAACACUACUAACUAAGAAACUAAUGAAGGAAGCAGAUCUGAAGCGUAAAAAGUGCACUGUUGAGUACUCACAUAGCAUGUCCACACUGUAAAAAUUUGCAGUAGUUUUGCCGGUAACUUACUGUAGAUUUAAUUUAACAACAAUUUUGUUUUAAACAUAAACUUGGGGUAUAAAGGGUAUAAAACAUGACUACACUUAAACAAGACUAAAGUUAAACAUUUAACGUAACUAAACGUAACACGCAACAAUACAAUGAACCAGCACAGGACAAUGAAACAUGAGGACUAUAUAAAGGGGACUAAAUCAAGAAGGGGACAGGUGCAGGACAUGAACUAAUUAACAAGCAAUAACGAGAGGAAAGGGCGGGCACAGAGACGCCACACCGGAGAGAGGGAGUAUAUGGAAGGCCAAAACUGUCUCUCUCCACAUAAAACAAGAGGUUCUGUCAUGGCUCUGCCACAAGAUCAAGAAAAGCAAGACAAGAUGGGGCAGAACCAUGACACAUUCCAGUGUGAAAGAGUUGCUUUGAGCCUCGAUGAUGUUGUAUGUUGUUGUAGUAGAUUUCUUCUCUUGUCCUCCUUUUAAUUGCAACAUUCCACCUUCGUUAUGAUAAAACACACAACAGACAACAAAAACACAGCUCUGAUCACGGCGUCCUCCGGUUGUUUACAUUUUUUUGAAUGACAUGCUUUUGGACAACUUACAUCACUUUAGAGGUCCUAAUGCCAGUGCGAAUGCAACCAGGGAAAAUAUAGUUUGCAGGGGACAGUACUUGUUAUUCUCUGCCAUGUCAUUCUCACGUAGUUUCCUGUCCGAAGAUCAACUGCUGUGUUCCAUCUGCUUAGAUGUGUUCGACAAUCCAGUAUCUACACCGUGCGGCCACAGCUUCUGCAUGGCCUGCAUCGGUAAAUACUGGGAUUCAGCCAAGCACUGCCAGUGCCCCCUCUGCAAGCAGAACUUCAAGAGAAAGCCCGCUCUCCACAUCAAUCGAACUCUCCGUGAGAUCACCGAACAGUUCAAGCAGAUGACAAGCAAAACAGGGUCCUGUAAGGGGGUUGGCAGAUGUAGGGCAGUUGAGGAAGAAGGAAGACCACAGGAGUCAGUGGAUGAGACAGAAAGACCAGGCCAUCUUCCAGGUGAUCGCUUUACUGACAUGAAGCGGAAAUUUACCUCUCAAAAUAAAACAGGACCUGCACAAACUGUCACAACAAAUGCAGAUAGUGCAGAUGGCACCCCGUCACCAGUUUUAACCAGAGAAGUUUCCAUGCGAAGGUUUACACUGAGUGGGGCUGAAAAUGCUAUGAAUUUGCCUCUUUGUCCAAAACACCACCGAAACCUGGAACUGUUCUGUCGAUCCGAUCUGGAAUGUAUUUGUGUGGAAUGUGGACAAACAGAACACAAAUCACACAAAAUAACAUGCGCUGAGAAAGAGUGGCAAAGUAAUAAGAUGAAAAUUAGUAUCAUAGACAAUGAGAUACAAGAGAUGACCAAAGAAAGACUGCAGAAAGUGGGGGAGAUCAAACAAUCACUGACUGAAAUUAAAAUGCUCGGCGAGCGCGAGAAGCAACGCAGCAUGCAGUUUAUUGGAGCUUUGAUCAGCUCCAUCGAGUGCAGCCAGGCGGGGCUGUUGGAGGUGAUUGAGAUUAAUUGUUGCUCUGCAGAACAUCAGGCUGAGGUGAUGAUCAAAGAACUGGAGCAGGAGAUCACACAGUUAAGGAAGAGAAGUGCUGCACUGGGUAAAGUUGCCCAAAUUAAAGACUACAACACUGGACUAAAGAGUUAUUCUGAUAUCAGUAUGCCACUCUCAAUGAAAGACUGGGCAGGUGUUUCAUUAACAUCCAACCUUGGAACGAAAGCAGUUUACACCUCUAUCUGUCAGCUACUAGAACGAUUCAAGGAGGAACUUCAGAAACUACCUGCUAUCUGCCUUUUAGUGCCCCUUGAACAAUCACCAACGAAGUCUCUCCCAAAAAUAAAGAGAAUACAGGAGUAUGCAGUGGAUGUGACCCUGGACCCCAACACUGCCCAUCCUCGCCUCAUCUUAUCAGAGGACUGGAAGAAGGUGUGGUGCGGUGAAAGGCACCACCUAGUUCCCAACAACCGUGAACGGUUCGACCGUGUGGUCUGUGUACUGGGACACGAGGGAUUCUCUAGUGGUCGACACUACUGGGAGGUAGAGGUGGGUGGGAAAACCGACUGGGACCUGGGGGUGGCUACUCAUUCCAUCAACAGAAAGGGUAAGAUCACGGUUAGCCCCAGCAACGGCUACUGGUUUCUUAGCUUGCGGGACAAGAACAACUAUGCUUUUAGGACUGAACAUUCCACUGCCCUACCCCUCAGCCUGAAACCGCAGAAGAUAGGGGUGUUUGUGGACUAUGAAAAAGGUCAAGUGUCAUUUUAUAAUGUGGACGCAAAAGUACACAUCUACACUUUCAUGGAUAAAUUCUCUGAGACUAUUUAUCCGUUCUUCAGUCCCUGUACCAACAAAACAGGCAAAAAUGAUGCUCCGCUGGUGAUUACGCCUGUCCUUUUUUGACUGAACAGAGAUAAAGAAGAGUUUUAUGAUCAAACAUCUGAUCUGAAAUGUUUAAGGCUUUUUUGUCUGUUGGCUUAGUAGCCUAUUGCACAAUUUUAAGUGAAAACACUGGAAAAACUAUCAAAUCUGCUUUAAUAUUAAAAAUCUAUUAACAUACCACACACUCAAACGCAGCUUCAAAAUAAUCCUUGUAACCAGAUUACAAACUUUUUUGUAAACGUAGCAACAAAUGCUAUUGUAUCAAUACCCUCUUCCUGUCAGACACAGAAAAUAAAUAAACUAAUUUUCUCAUAUUUCAUUAAGCCUACCAGUUCCCACUCUUUAAAACUGCACCUUACCUGUAGAGAGUGCUCUUGUGAGCAUGAUGAACAAUUAUUUCAGAUAGCAAAUGGCAAGUUACUGCAAGUAGUGCCUACAUUUUCUCCCUUUCUUUUACCCACCUCCUUUUCCUCUGACCGCUAAACCUAUUAUACUACAUUCCACUCUUUCUCUUCUUUUUACACGUGACGUGUAUCAUUCAAGACCUUGAGAAUUAAUAAAAAAAAGUGUAUCAUUCAAGACACGUAGCCCAGAGUCGCAUGCUAAUUAAACGGUUUAUUGCUGCUUAAUUCUUGACAGCUGCUAAAUAAAUGGUCUUUACUUGUUUUUUAAUCAAUCACAAUAAAAAUCCAGGCUGUUAUAGCCUACGUCACAUUACAACAAACUCGUCUGUAAGUUACGCAUUUGUAAUCGACAUGAACUGUCUUUACGUUUUUUUUUUUUUACGGCUCUCGGUAACUCCCAAACCAAAUCCUAACGGUAUUUUCUCUCUGUACACUGUACUUGUUGGUUCCUGUCAAAAGUAACUGUCGAAGAUAAAAUACCUUGGGGCUGAAAUUUUGAAUGGAGGCUGCGUUUCUUCAAGGCGCCACAAGGUGGAAUGUUCAACAAGAAGCGCUGCGCUUUCCUAACGCAAACAGGAGGUUUUAAACGGCCUACUACGGUUUUCUUCUAAAUCACAAACAUCCAUGCUUGUGACUUUAAAGGCGAAACUUGGCCUACUUUUUCUUCCUUGUCAAAGAUGGCAAGGAAAAUAUUUCUUUAUCUAACCAAUUUAUAUAUAGAACAGAGACUGGGGCUGUCACACAAGACUUGUGAAAAGGAUUCGGCAGGCCUACAUCUCAGAAUCUGGUUUUGUACCAUUUGCACAAACACUUGUUUUCUAAAGCAUUAAUUUUUUGUGAACUCUGUCCUGUUAAUUAAAACGCGAAUGUCAUAUUUUUGUAAUAGCUGUUGGAUAAACAAAUAAGCAUUCUGGAAUACAAAUAAAGUACAUAAUAAAGCUUUCAGACAAAGUCUUUAUUAUGUACUUUAUUUGUAUUCCAGAAUGCUUGUUUGUUUAUCCAAUAGCUGUAUUUUUACCAUUAUUUUUUAUAAAUGUUUGGGCAGGAUGUCACAUUUUUAUUUUGCCAAUUUGUCAAAUAUUUUUCGUAUUUUAUAGCCUACAUUGUAUUCAAUGUAUUAAUAAUUUUUGUCCCACAACAAUGGUUCGAUUUGUAUGUACCUUUUCAUUAUUAAUUUCAUGUUUUACAGUUUCAUUCAUUGUCAUAUGUUUUAACUUCACUUAGGCUACUUAAUAUA
This is a messenger RNA of Triplophysa rosa, 4425 nucleotides long. Its product is annotated as zinc finger protein RFP. Lineage: Eukaryota; Metazoa; Chordata; Actinopteri; Cypriniformes; Nemacheilidae. Bases 955 to 2805 code for a protein of 616 amino acids. The record is from RefSeq and is a predicted model, not a curated record. The transcript is spliced from 9 exons. Gene Ontology annotation, molecular function: zinc ion binding; protein binding.